Messenger RNA from Porites lobata, 6286 nucleotides. Lineage: Eukaryota; Metazoa; Cnidaria; Anthozoa; Scleractinia; Poritidae. The record is from the annotation of a GenBank genome assembly.
AUGGCCAGAGGCUGGGAAUUUCCCCUGGCUUUUAUGAGCAUACUUCUUUUGUGGGAAAGAAAAGUAAUAGAAUUAAAGAAAGAAGUCCAGGUUGUAGUUUGCAGGUUAGAUUUUGAUUUGUUACAUAAGGUCAUGUCAUGACCGGAAGUGUGAUGCUCAAGAACUGGAAGUGGGUUGAAAAAGUACUUCCAGGCCUCUUGGAGUCCCAGAACUGGUUCCCAGGCUUCUUUUGAGUCCGUGAACUAGUUCCCAGGCCUCUUUCGAGCCCCUGGUAUGAAAGAAAACGACUUACACUAAAGUUUGGGCACCACACACAAAAGACGGUGGUCCACUUGGCAUUAGAGACAUUUCAAUGAUGUCAUUUGGCGUUGAUGAGUUAUGCAAAAGGGUGUCACAAAAACGCAAACAUGCCGCACAUUUGACUGUUAGUACUUGAAAAUCAUGAUGAAGCAAGCUUAACUUAUCUCUGUACUGCCAGAUUUCUCCAAUAAAACCACUGCUACAUUUAGAUCCCAAUGUAAGAAUUAAGUGACGAUGAACUGGAUAUACAUUUGUUUGUUAUAGCUGUGUUUUAUCUGGUUCUGGUAACUGAAAUGAAGAAUUUCAUUUUUUAUAACAGGAUUUCAUCAUAGAUUUUUUUGUAUUGAGCUUUCACUGCAUUAAGGUAAUUAAAGGUACAGUUAGUUAAAUGAAUGAAAGAGGGAACGGCACAAAGAUCAUUAAAAAGUGAACACUUAUUAGUCCAGAAUUUUAGUUGCUAAGAAACGUAAUUUUGGCUUGUAUGUAUUGCCUCUAGUAAAAACUGAAAACUUCACUGCCUUGACAUUUAUCAGCAUAUAGUUUUUGCAAUAUUGAAGGACAUCUGUAGCUCUGGCAGUAUUCUCCAGGAAAGUGAGCAUUUUUUGGGCUUGAAAAGCUUACACUUGUCAAAAAAAUUGACAUAUGUAACAAGAAAUACUGUGACCUGAGGCAUGCCCACUAGGUUCAUUGAUUGUCAAGGUUAAAUUUUAAGAUCCGUUUUUUGGUUAUGCAAAUUUUUUAGUGGCUAAAAUGUUUUCGCUUUACUACACUGGCAUAACAAUCAUUUUUUUUACAGAAGGUUGCCCUUUUUACUGCAACACAAUUUUUUAUAAAAAUGAUAUGUACCUUGAAAGAUCAUUAAGAAUUUUUUUCUUUGCCAAAGAUCUAUAAAUAUCUGCAAUGACUAAACCCUCAAAAAUGUGUUUAUUAUUUAUGAUGUAUCAUAAAUAUUUUCAGCAUAGUUCUCAUCCUUUUUGUUUUAUGUCUUGUAUAGUUAAUUUCUAUACAUGAUAUCCGUUGAAGGUGAAUGGAAGCUUGGCCUGUUGUUCUGGUUUAUGAUUUGAAAGAUUUAUUGCAGUUGAAUACUUUACAUGAAGUUACCCCUAGUGUGUAAUGUCACUGUUGUGUGCGGGUUGAGACAAAUGAUUGGAGACUUGCUGAGACACUAGGAUCCUUAUGUGGAAAUGUGAGACUUUCAGCAGAAGGUUAAAGACUCAAGAAACUAAAAAGAUUCUUCAAAAUCUCUCUGUAAAUCAGAUGAAAAUUUGUUGCAACCAAGGUAUUAUAAGUGCUAUCCACCUACACGGGGUCGUGUAAAUGAUAUAUGUGGAGUCAUCUACAUCUCUCUGUGUUGCUAAUAAACGAUGUGGAUUGUGUGUAACAAGUCUUAGUUCAGUAAUCCUAGGCAAUUUUACAAGCACUAAACAGCUGUGCUUAAAGGGCAACAUAUUUCUUGAUCUUUAAUAAGUAUCUUGUUUUUUCUUUGCAGAUUAACAAUGCCGCCUAUACGAAAACCAGACCUGGAUAAACUAAAGCUACAUCCAAAGCCGUACCUGAGUAGAUCAGUUGGUGCUUCAGGUUUUAAAAACUCACUUGACAAGGGUGCAAAAUUCAGUUUAAGUUCGAGUUGUUUUGGUGCCAUUACAACAGAGAAAGGGGAGCCUGAUGAUGACUUGACCAGCCUCAACUGGUUACAGAGCAAUGAUAUUUUGAAAGAUUUUGAUGUGUCGGCAACUGUACCUCCAGUUUCCCCUACAGCAGACAUAAAUGGGGACAUUUUUGAGACCCCUCCCAGAGGGGCACAGUCCAAAGGACCCUUCUCCCCGGACUCGUUAGCUAACAAACGCAAGAGUCCAUCAAAGCCUCCAUAUUCUUUUUCGUCGCUCAUUUUUAUGGCUAUUGAGGAGGCUCCUAUGAAGAAAUUGCCUGUUAAAGACAUUUACAACUGGAUAAUGGAACAUUUUCCAUAUUUCCGUGAUGCAAGACUUGGCUGGAAAAACUCUGUUCGACACAACCUUUCCCUUAACAAAUGUUUCAAGAAAGUAGACAAGGAUAAAGGACAGGUGAGGAAGGACAUUUUAUUUACAUCGUUGAUCUUCUUAAAUAUGAACUUGAAAAAUGCCAGCACUAAGUAAAGGAUUUCAUCUGCAGAUUCAAAAGGUAGUUUUCAGAAACUUAGUUGUGGGUUCUUGAAGAUUUCAUCUACAGAAUCAACCUUAGUACCACCCCGUACAGCACAAUAAACAGUACCAUAGGAAAGUACUGCUCAGUAGCUUUCAUUUGAAUGGUCACACCAUAGGAUUUCAUCCACAGACUCAAAAGUUAGAACCACCUUGUAAAUAAACAGUACCUUAGGGAAGUACAUCUCAGUAGCUUUUGCUUUCUAUCAGAUGGCUUUGAAGUGGUUAACAUAUAUUCAGACUGAGAGGUAAAUUAUUAUUUUAACCACAUUGUCUUGUUUGACAAUAAUGUUUCAAUGAUUCUUUGCCCAAGAAGUCUCUUACCUUGCGCUAUUCUAACCCACCAGUAGUUUUUUCCACAGAAUGUUGGCAAAGGAUCUUUGUGGACAGUAGAUCCGGAAUACAGGCCCAACUUGCUCCAAGCACUCAAAAAGACCCCUGCUUUUCACCCGUAUCAUAACCUUUUAACGACGCCACCACCAUCACCAAAAAAUCAUUCCUCAGACAGGUAGAGUUGAUAAAAGCAUAAAUAAAUCUCCCUCUUUACCCCUCAGUAGUGUGUGUAGCAUGAAGGUUAAUGGGGCCGAUCAAAUCAAUGAAACAAAGAAUGUAAUGCGACAUAACCAGUGCAAAACUCUCAACUUUCACCAGGAGGCAAACCAGUCAGCUAUUUUUAUAAGCAUGGCUUAGGACUUGAACUUCCACCUCAAUCAUCCCGUUAAAAUAGAAUUGUAAAGGACAUUCUCAUCAUUUUCAUCAUGCAUGUGCUGUAUUAAAUUUAAAGCAUUGAAAACUCGACUCUAUAACCUCAAGAAUGGAUCAAUAACCCAUUCAAACUAAUCCUUUCAAAGUCUUAAAAUUGAAAUUUGUUUUAGUGAUAUUCUUGAACAUUGAGAAACUAAUUAUAUUUUUCUCUUCUCUCUUCAGCGGUACCCUAGGAAACGGCGUUGGUAAGAAACAUGAUUUAAUAUUUUUAACUUUUAUUCUAAUUAAACUCUAAGAGUUAAUCCAACUGAAGUAUGUAGGUUAGGUGCUGUAUGGGUAGCAAGUGAAGAAGGGUAGCAGUCUAAGCAGUUAUAAGAGGUCUCCCUCGCAACCUGGCCACAGACCAUCUGCUGGCACCUUUCAACACAACACUAAUCAUUGGAUUAUUACCGCAAUUGUAGGGAAAAUUGAAAUUGAUCCUGAUGCAGAAGCAGAAGCAGUUGCGACAAUAUGUAUGAUAAGUACACCUCCAGAAUUGCGUGUUGCUGAAAGUAAGUGAUUUUUGUCAGUGGAUUUCUCUUUUUAUAUCCUUUAACACCUUUAAAAUAGUCCUAACACCUUUUGAUAUUUAUUUACAGUGGUUCGCUGCCAGUCCUGUCCACCUUCUGAAACUGAUAAAGAAGAUCCACUAAGGAAGAGAGCAAAGGAGUAUUACUACAGACAGAGACACAGGGGCUCCUUUUCUGGAGCUGUCUCCAUGGCAAAAGACAAGUCACACUCUUCCCUGCAGACAGAUUCCUAUGGAAGGUAAGAGUAGAGAAGGUCUAGCAUGUGUCAGGCUCUCAGGUGGUAGGGAUACUUCAAAAACAAUUUCAUGGUUGCCCCUGAUCUGGGAAAGAGGGUGGCGGCCAGAAAAGAGUAUUCACUGGUCUCUGCACAUUACUUUUUUGGGGCAUGGAAGAAGUUAAUGAAGGUCUUGCUACUUUAUCUGAGUUAAAAGACAGUCUGGGGUUGUCAACCCCUCUUGCUCCUAAUAGUGGCCAAUGAAAACAUUCACACAAAAAAGUCAAAUUUGUUUUUGUAACAUCCCAAGAAAUAAAUAGUAGCAUGCAAAAGUUCUGCUAAAAAGGUUUUAUUUGAAUGGUAACAGCAUAGGAUUCCAUCCACAGAUAAAAAAGUUCGAAGGACACAAACCAGUAGUAAUGUGGCUGUGAGGAGUUUGAAGGAGGUCUGCAAAAACGUCAUUGACAACACUUUCAUUUUAGUUAGCUACUUGUACCAACAAAUAAAAUCAUAAUUAUUUACCCCCAGCAGAUGGGCGUUACGAUACAAACAUUCACUACACUAGUACAAUACAGAUACAAUAACUGGCUCCUCUAACUCGCUUUACAGGAACAAGAAAGUAACGUUAUCUUCAUCUCUAAGUGGAAUUGAUUCUAUGAGAAUGCGAAAGGAUAUCUCCCCAGACUCCUCACUCGACGGCGAGUUUGAAUUUGAUCAUGGUGGUGAUUCUGAUGAAGAAGACAGUGAAAUUGAUGAGACAAUGGAGAAAGUUGUCAAGGAUGAAUUGAGUGACAGUGGGUAUGGCCAAGGUCUUGAAGACCAAAAUGAACAGAAAAAGGUUUCAAGCAAGGACAAACCUCAAGCCCGUCAUAGACGGGGGCGUAAUAACAGUACAACAGAGAAAAUGAACGCUAUCGCAGGUGCUGACGCAUUAUUAGAACUUGCUAACUCAGCAGUCAUGCCAUUACAAAGCUCCAAUUCUGCUUCUUCAAGUCCUGUUCCGCUGGUUAGCUAGCACUCACUAAGAAGUCAUCUUGUCCAGAACAUGUCAGCUGGCCUUCUCCCUGUGCCGAAAUGGUUUGUUCCACCUUGUUGAUAGGCAAAAAUCUGUUUUGUAUUGUGAAAGGUGAAUCAGCAAUAUUAAUGUCAUGGUAGUGGUGGUAGUUAAUAUGGCGCUUAAAAAUAUACAUUUUCCAGUUCUUGUUCAAAAAUUCAUUUUUUUUUUUAAUUCAGGUUGAACUAUUUAGUAUAUACUGGUUGUAUGGUGUUUUCUUCCAGAGCCUAAAACAUUGUACAGAAAAUGGACAACUGCACUAAAUGAAGCUUUUCCUUGACUAUAAGAUGGGGAUGCCUAGUCCCUACACCCCUCAUCACUACACAAACAUCUGAGCUUGACUUGCUGUAUUUUAUAUUGAGUAUGGUUGCAAAUAGGAUUUUUUCUUGGUUAUUUCGCCCUUGGCGUUGUUUUGAAUUUUUUGAUGCCAUGUUUGCUUCUUACCUUGUUACCAUGACAACCUGGAAAAACGGUGCAUUGCUUUUCAGUUCUACUGACGAGUAAAAUUCGCUCUUAAUUCGUUAGUUAUCAAUAAGAACUAAAGAAAGCGAUACUCUUAAUUACUCUUAAUGAAAGCUACGACGUUUGCCUUAGAGAACAAAUACGAAAUCAGGACAUUCGGUAUGGUACAACUAUCAGGGAGCUUUAUAUUUGGACAGUAUGUUUUGGCUAAAAAAAUCAGUGCUUUUAAUUGAAAAAUUUAAAUGCACCUUACCGCAAUAUACUAAUCAAUUUUAAAUGUUGAUGAAAGAAAAAUCAGGAUGCCUGGCGCUAUUUGCGGAUGAAAAAGCGGUCGUUUUACAAUAAUUUAAAACCAAAUUAAAAUAUUUUAUAAUAUUGGAAUUAAGGACGGUAGAUAAGUUAAAAUUAAAGUAAUAGAUGUCUCAUCAGCUUGGCUAUUAUUGGGUAGUGCUUUUAAAUUUUUUCGUUAGGGUAGGAAAUAUGUCUUAACUGGGGGGAGAUAGCCAAAUAAUUUAAUUUUAAAUGAUAUUCGGGGGCUAAAAAAUUUGUUUUCAAAUUUAUGUUACGGCAAGUAAUAAUCUGAGAAGACAGACGGUGCAUCAAGAUUGACUAUGUUCUCUGCAAAAUACCCUCUGAAUAGACAGGGGCUUUCUAGAGGCCCUUUUUCUUGAAUCGCCACUCGUAAAAGACAAGGUACAAAUUGAAAGCAACAGUUAAUUUGCAAAAUUUCUGCUUCAGAUUUUCAGCUUAGUAUAUUUUUAGUGACUGAUAGGAAUAGUUCGCAUUAGAAUGGCGCUUUUUU